AUGGACUCGCUCAUUCUUGGAAUGAUGGAACUUGAUCACAGUAAUGAUGAAUGUGAUAGUGGUUCUUACCAAGCAAAACUUUCAGUCGGCGAAGAACAUUUACUAAGAACAAAUGAGACUGAAACUAACUCUUCCAAAUAUAAACUUACCAACGAAUCUAUAACAUCCAUUGAAUGUCCUUCUGAAUCAAUGCAUUGUAUCCAUUGCAAUGCAAUUUUUACUAACAAAAACGAUUUACAUGAACAUGAAUUAAAUCACAAUGCACAUCAAAUAUCAUGUCAUAUAUGUCAUAAAAUAUUUGCCAAUACCUAUCGUCUUCAACGUCAUAUGUUAAGUCAUGAAGUAGAUCCUCAAACACGUAAAUUUCAAUGUUCACAAUGCCCAAAAGCAUUUAAAUUUAAACAUCAUCUAAAAGAACAUAUUCGGAUUCAUACUGGUGAAAAACCAUUUGUUUGUUUGAAUUGUAAUAAGCGUUUUUCUCAUUCUGGCUCAUAUUCAUCGCAUAUGGCAUCAAAAAAAUGUUUUAUACAUAAUCCUGAAAUAGAAGAAGGUGAAAUAUUACCUAUAAAAUCUGAACAAGCUCAAUUUGAUGAUCUAUCGAAAUGCUUUGCUAUCAACGAACAAUACAUUCAAUAUUAUUUUCAUAUUUUACAAAAUACAGUUUUACAAACGGAACCAUUAGAUUUAUCAAUAAAAAAGUCCGGUGAAUCUCAUUUAGACGAAAAUGAUUUAAUGGAAUCGUUAAGUCCAAAUAGUUCAUCGGAAAUAAGUCUUCUAUCACCUGACGAUUUAUUAAAUAAUAAACGUUUAUCAUGUGAUAUAUGUGAUAAAUCAUUUAAUAAACAAAGUUCAUUAGCACGUCAUAAAUAUGAGCAUUCAGGUGUUCGACCAUUUAUUUGUGAUAUUUGUAAAAAAGCAUUUAAACAUAAACAUCAUCUUGCAGAGCAUCGCCGAUUACAUACAGGUGAAAAACCAUUUCAAUGUACGAAAUGUUUCAAACGUUUUAGUCAUUCAGGAUCAUUCAGUCAACAUAUGAAUCAUCGAUACAAAUAUUGUCGUCCGUAUCAGACAGAAAUGGAUAAUAAAUUAAAUGAAUGUUCCAAUCAAGAAACUAUAAUAGAUUAA
Molecule: messenger RNA, 1125 nt
Organism: Rotaria socialis
Lineage: Eukaryota; Metazoa; Rotifera; Eurotatoria; Philodinida; Philodinidae
Source: the annotation of a GenBank genome assembly